This is a messenger RNA of Momordica charantia (bitter melon), 1710 nucleotides long. It is a transcript of the gene RPT5A, whose product is annotated as regulatory particle triple-A ATPase 5A. The record is from RefSeq and is a predicted model, not a curated record. NCBI's taxonomy places the organism in Eukaryota, Viridiplantae, Streptophyta, Magnoliopsida, Cucurbitales, Cucurbitaceae. Gene Ontology annotation, molecular function: ATP binding; ATP hydrolysis activity.
UCUUCCCCUGGCCUUCUCCAUUUCUGCUGUUCUUACAUCUUCGUUUAGUUUCCUUCCAAUUUCUGUGUCUCCAAAUAGUUUCAUCCAAAUGGCGACGGCUAUGGUUGAAGAUUCCAACUUCGAAGAUGAUCAGCUUGCUUCAAUGGCCACCGAUGACAUUAUUAGGGCUUCGCGUCUGCUCGACAAUGAGAUUCGGAUUCUCAAGGAAGAGGUGCAAAGAACAAAUCUGGAGUUGGAUUCAUUCAAGGAAAAGAUAAAGGAGAACCAGGAGAAGAUUAAACUCAAUAAGCAGCUGCCUUACUUGGUCGGGAACAUUGUCGAGAUUUUAGAAAUGAACCCAGAAGAUGAAGCAGAAGAAGAUGGUGCAAAUAUUGAUCUCGACUCACAAAGGAAAGGAAAAUGUGUUGUACUGAAGACAUCCACUCGCCAGACUAUCUUUUUACCUGUUGUUGGGCUUGUUGAUCCUGACAAGUUAAAGCCAGGUGACUUGGUUGGUGUAAACAAGGAUAGUUACCUGAUUUUGGAUACUCUGCCAUCUGAGUAUGAUUCUCGAGUGAAGGCUAUGGAGGUUGACGAGAAACCAACUGAAGACUACAAUGACAUUGGAGGGCUGGAAAAGCAGAUUCAAGAACUAGUGGAGGCCAUUGUCUUACCCAUGACCCACAAAGAGCGGUUUCAGAAGCUAGGAAUUCGUCCACCUAAGGGUGUGCUCUUGUAUGGACCUCCUGGCACUGGGAAAACUUUGAUGGCACGUGCUUGUGCAGCACAAACAAAUGCUACCUUCCUGAAGUUGGCUGGCCCGCAACUUGUCCAGAUGUUCAUUGGGGAUGGAGCAAAACUUGUUCGAGAUGCUUUUCAGCUUGCAAAAGAAAAAUCCCCAUGCAUCAUUUUUAUUGAUGAAAUUGAUGCUAUUGGAACAAAGCGAUUUGACAGCGAAGUAAGUGGAGACAGGGAGGUGCAGCGAACCAUGUUGGAGUUACUCAAUCAACUGGAUGGGUUUAGUAGCGAUGAACGCAUUAAGGUUAUAGCAGCAACAAAUCGUGCAGAUAUUCUUGAUCCAGCACUCAUGCGUUCUGGUCGAUUAGAUCGGAAGAUCGAAUUUCCUCAUCCCACUGAAGAAGCAAGGGCUCGAAUCAUGCAGAUCCACUCAAGGAAGAUGAAUGUCCACCCAGAUGUCAACUUUGAAGAACUAGCUCGGUCCACCGAUGAUUUCAAUGGUGCGCAACUAAAAGCAGUUUGUGUCGAGGCGGGCAUGUUGGCUCUUCGCCGUGAUGCAACUGAGGUGAACCAUGAGGACUUCAAUGAAGGUAUCAUACAAGUUCAAGCCAAGAAGAAAUCAAGCCUGAAUUACUAUGCAUAGAGCUAUCAAACAUCAACCAAUGGUUGUGGCCAUGGCAAAUCCAGAAACAAAUGAGCGAGAAGUUCGUCAACACAGACCCGACAUUAGAAGCUCGGCUUCUGUGCAGUUCAGUUCGUGUUCUAAAUUUGGAGGUAUGAUAGCCAGGCAGAAUCAGAUGCUCCUCUAAAGAUUGUUAUUUCUUCAACUGGAAAUUGUUGGGUCCUUUUUAAAAAAAAUUAGAAUUAGUCUGUUGUCUGAUGUGAAAACUGAGAGAAGCUUUUAGAUCUUACACCAGCUGAUAGAUGUGUUUAUUGUUGGUGUUGUAAGAAAGUUUGUAAGUUUACGCGGAAUGCUUCUGGUGAAAGUGCUUA